AUAAAGAUUUUACCAAACAAAGGGCUGAUAUCUGUGAAUUGGGGUCGUAGUCUGACUGAAACUAUACUUAAUAUUUCGAUAAUCGGUGAUAUGACCUAUACAAUAAACACCACGGAAGGACAUAUCUAAAGACCAUACUGAGGUGAGGUCAGAGAAACGUUACUGCAGGAUGUUGGAGAAGAUUGGGUUCGAGCAAGCAUGGACCACCAUGACGGAUCGAUACACGACCUGGCAGAUUGCUGGACCAGGUUCCCUCAUCGUCCACGAGACGUUGUACCUGCUAAUUUGCCUUCCUGGUUUCGUAUUUCAAUUUAUACCUUACAUGCAGAAAUACAAGAUACAAAAGAAACCUGAGGGAUUUGAGUCGCAGUGGAAGUGUUUCAAGUUGCUUAUGUUCAAUCACUUUGUCAUCCAAAUGCCCCUGAUAUUCGCUAUUCAUUUGUACACCAAAAUAUUUAACAUCGGCUACGAUUACGAGUCAAUGCCAACAUGGUAUUCUCUCCUGCUCCAGCUUUAUGCGUGUCUUAUUCUGGAGGACACGUGGCACUACUUCCUCCAUCGCGCGCUCCAUCAUAAGUCGAUUUAUAAAUACGUGCACAAGGUUCAUCACAACUUUCAGGCUCCAUUUGGUAUGGUCGCCGAGUAUGCACAUCCUGUCGAGACUGUGGUUCUUGGGUUUGGCUUUUUCAUCGGGCCUCUGAUGCUCUGCACUCAUUUAAUCUUACUGUGGACGUGGGUUGCAGUUCGUCUGCUCGAAACGAUCGAUGUGCACAGUGGCUACAAUUUUAAAUGGAAUCCUCUCCAUUUACUGCCAUUCUAUGGAGACUUCUGA
Anneissia japonica is the source of this 832-nucleotide messenger RNA. Its product is annotated as methylsterol monooxygenase 1-like. Bases 170 to 832 code for a protein of 220 amino acids. The record is from RefSeq and is a predicted model, not a curated record. The transcript has 8 exons. Gene Ontology annotation, biological process: sterol biosynthetic process. Gene Ontology annotation, molecular function: iron ion binding; C-4 methylsterol oxidase activity. Lineage: Eukaryota; Metazoa; Echinodermata; Crinoidea; Comatulida; Comatulidae.